UACUUAGUGACUAGGAGCAGAGAGCCCGUUGCGCCUUGUUUUUUUGACCGGCCUAUCUUCUUUCUAUAAGCAAGCUCCCUCCGGCCGGUAGGUACCUGGACGGCUCUCGGUUCUUGAGCAUGUUGGGAGAUUAGGCGGCAGUUGAAAGAGCUGCUCGAAAGCUUUACGAACAAGCGAAAAGGCCCUUAACUGAAACUUAAAGGGCUUUUCUCUUUAUUCUUACUUAAGAAUAAAGUGUAGGGCGCUUUUCGAUGAAGAAAACAGACUUUAGGAAAGUGGUUCAGGUAGCUCAGCUGGUUAGAGCAAAGGACUGAAAAUCCUUGUGUCAGUGGUUCGAAUCCACUUCUAAGCGGGCGAAGGGUCCAAAAAGGAUGAGCGAGUUCGGUUCGAGUCUUGAUCGAUCGGGUAGAUCUAUAUGCUUCGGAGGGUGAAACGAGGUGUAGCGCAGUCUGGUCAGCGCAUCUGUUUUGGGUACAGAGGGCCAUAGGUUCGAAUCCUGUCACCUUGAUGUGAUGGGCUGAUGUGCACAGACCCGUAGGCUAUAAGGCUGACGAAAAAAAGCACAUUUUUCAUUAAUGGUAAAAGAUGAUUAGACUUCUUUCUUAACUUUCUAGGGCUCUCGGUGUUUGUGACUUAUUUCUUUGGUCGAGCCUUCUUCGGACGUCGAUCAAUCUAUCACUCGCCGCUCUGUCAUUGUCUGAUUUUUGGUUGUUUGAUCACACUCGAAAUUAUGUAUUUACUUAUCGUCUUUUUGCCCUUGCUUGGUAGUUCCGUAGCUGGUUUUUUCGGACGUUUUCUAGGAUCAGAAGUAUUGGGUUUUCUAUCGGGUAAAACUCUGAUUUUACUUUUAUUAGUCUUUUUUUUCUUUUGUUUUCUCUUUAGAAUUGACUCUCAUAGGUUAAGGGUUCGGUAUGGUAAAGGGCUCUUUUUCGCGGUUUACUUGUUUCUAUUUAUUGUCGGAGGUAUAAUUCUUUUUUGUGGGCGGAUAUACUUACAUGCUACCUUUGCGAUGUGCCUCUGCUCCUUCUUGGGGGUCUUGGGGGUUCUAGGGCAGCCGCUUCCUCUUCCUUCCCCCCCUAACUCGCCAGGGGAGGAUUAUUCUACCAUGAUGGCGGAAAAUCCAAAUCUAGAGUCCCUCUUUCCCGAAAGGGAGGCUUCUGCCCAAGCCCCUGUGGCUGCCCCUGCCCAAGCCCCGGAGCAUUUGCCGGCUAGUUCGGGGGGAGUGCCCGGGGGGUCCAGUACACCACCGGGACCCUUGGGGGAUCCAUCUUUUGUUCCUGACGAUGCCGAUGGGCAGCCAGGUGGUCCAUCAGGGGAGGAAAGACUACGGAAGAGGCCCCGGCACGGGCCCGAAACUCCAUUUCCGGAAGAUUUCGCCUGCUCUCCAAGGGCCCGAGCCCUAAAGGGGGAAAUUGUUUCAUUGAUGCAACAAUUUCUUCAGGAGCAGGGGAUCCCCGUGGAGGAUCCUCACAAUAUGGAGAGGGCUGUCGACUCCUAUUUUGCAGGGGCUGAGGAAGAAAAUAGGUUAUAUUUUCUAAAAAAAAGCCGAGAAGAGGGGCGGGAGAAAAGCCGAAUCUAUUCAAACCUAUGCAGGGAGCUCUCGACAGUAAUGUCUCUCUUAGAUUCUCUGGUGGAAAUACGGGAAAACUCCAUUCAAUUCUCGAUGGAAACGGAGUUUUGCGAAUUCUCCCCGGAACUAGAAGAUCAUUUUGAGAUCUUCGAACAUAUUCGAGGGUUCAAUGUAACUAUUGUCACUUCAGCCAACACACAAGAUGAGACUUUACUACCGUGGAGCGGCUUUUUGCAAAAAGAUGAGGGUCAGUAAGAUGCCGGAAAAUCGAAAUAUACGAGAUCACAAACGUGGAUUGCUCGCAGCUAAAACAAAAAAGACGUUAGAAAGCUUUUUGUAAAGAUCCCGAUACCGGUUUUUCCGGCUCCGUGACCGAAAAAACCUAACAUACUAGUAACAGACCGAAAAGGUUUGUGAGGUUCCUGCUAGAGUGACUCUCACUCUAGUGGGGAGAAGGCAGGUGGGAACGAGCGGAGCGAGAGCAAGUUCCAGUGGCGGGCUGUCUUCAUGGUUCCCA
Molecule: messenger RNA, 2087 nt
Organism: Chenopodium quinoa (quinoa)
Lineage: Eukaryota; Viridiplantae; Streptophyta; Magnoliopsida; Caryophyllales; Amaranthaceae
Exons: 1
Coding region: 731-1825 (364 amino acids)
Source: RefSeq, a predicted model, not a curated record